GAACAAAAAAUUUAAUGUUUUCUGAAGGUCCAGUAUUCUCACUGCAUGCAGUGUAUGUAGCGGGCUUCCUAGCAUGACCGGUUAACAAAUUCUGGCCUGCCAAGGCAUAGCGUUCAACAGCGGCUAUUACUUCAUGGAGGAAUAGCGUGGAUCUGGGAUAUCCAUACGACGGAGCGGUGUUUUUUCCGGGCUCUGCGGACGAUUGAAAAAUAGUCGUUACCGAUAUUAGUCACUAUUAUAAACAGAAGUCGCGUUCAUAGCAGAAUUGCCACCAUGACGCAUAUUCUGGAGGAUCCGACACUGGAACGCAGCUUUGAAGGGCACCGCGAUUCCGUCACCUGCUCUGCAUUCAAUCCCAACAUGAAGCAGUUAGCCACUGGAUCUAUGGACUGUUGCCUGAUGGUCUGGAACUUCAAAGACCGGGCACGGGCGUAUCGCUUUGUCGGCCACCAGGAUGGCAUAACUUCCGUUGCUUUCUCGCCCGGUGGUCGGUUUGUGGCGUCAGCAUCACGCGAUAAGACUGUCCGAAUGUGGAUACCGAGCGUGAAGGGUGAAUGCACUUCAUUCAAAGCGCACACCGCAACUGUACGUAGCGUCCAGUUCUCUCCGGAUGGCGAUUCACUGACAACGGCCGCAGAUGACAAGACUGUCAAGGUCUGGGCUGUGGAGAGGCAUAAGUUUCAAUUCACACUAACCGGUCACCAGAAUUGGGUGCGCUGCGCAAGGUUUUCACCGGACUCUCGCAUGAUUGCAUCGGCCAGUGAUGACAAGACGUUACGACUGUGGGAUCUGCUGUCACGAGAGACUAUCCACACGUACCAUGAAUAUGCUGGGUACAUCAAUCAUGUAGCGUUUCACCCGAGCGGCACGUGCGUGGCAGCAGCAUGUUCUAACAACACUGUCAAGGUCUGGGAUCUGCGAAUGCACAAGCUACUUCAGCACUAUGACACACACACUGGACCUGCCACGUGCGUAUCUUUCCAUCCCUCCGGCAAUUACCUCAUCUCUUCAUCCAAUGACUCGAUGUUGAAGGUGGUGGACUUGCUGGAAGGCCGACUGUUCUACACUCUCCAUGGUCACCAGGAUGCAGCGCUGUCAGCGACCUUCUCACCCAGUGGUCAGCACUUCUGCUCAACUGGAGCUGAUGGCAAGGUUCUACUGUGGAGAACCAACUUUGAUGCUGUGGAUUACAAUGACCUUCUUCAGUCUCGUCCGCGACGUGACUUCUCAUCAAGUAAGUCAUCACAGAGGCCUGCAGCGAGUGCACGGCAGCAACCACCAUCGUCACUGCCAACGUCCUUGCCGUCAAGUAUUCCGCCGACAAAGACGACAUCGUCGAUGAUGUCAUCAAUGCCAGGCCGCUCAUCGGCUGACAGUGCGGGCGGUCUGGAGCCAAGUGCCCGUGACACGCAUGUGGUUGCUGGCCAUGAUCCAGUCAACACGGUGGAUCCUUCACCCCCAGUAGUGGACGUCGGCCGCGCACUGUUCUCCAUGCCCAAGAAGGAUUACGCAAUAGGCGAACGCGACCCUGCCACGACCAGCGUUCCCCUUCAGGCAUCAUUCCAGGCCAGCGGAAGCACGUCUACCAUGGCUGGUACGGCAGCCAGCACUCAGCGUGGCGGUGGCAAACAGCAGGGACAGCAAAGAUCCCACAGUCACCCUCCCAAGUCGGUCAGACAGGCAGCGCAGCAGAGUGCAGCAGCACAACAACAACAUCAGGUCAACAGUCACGGCCAUCAGCCCUCUCAGGUGACGGUGCCCUUGGAAGCGCACACAAUGCCGACGCAGUUGACCAAUGCCCUUGAGCACAUCACCACGCAGCUCGACAUGAUCACACAGACGGUCAGCAUCAUUGAACAGCGUCUAACUCUUGCCGAGAACAAGCUAAAGGAAUGCUUAGACAACCAGCAGAAGAUCACCUUGCAGAUCAAGCCACAGUAGGCAGUUGGUGGUCGCACACCCCAUCAACCUACCGCAUCGGUAUCUACGCUAUUUCCUAGUUUGGUACGCCUGUAUCCCUACGGCUCAUCAUUAUUUCGCUGAAAGAGAACAGCUGUACCACAUUGCAACAGUAAUGCGCGUCUCUGGAAGCCACUUCUGCCUGCCCUGCCCGCUGCCUGGUAUGGUGUGAUCACUAUCAAGGCAUGAAGGUAACCCCCUGGAUCGCCAAUCCAAGCUGACACAAUGAGAACAGCUGGCGUGUAAAAGCAAAUUGACUGGACUUGAAGUAUUUCUCCUUUCUUCCUUAUGAAGUUAGGACUGCCAGUAAUGGAAGUAACUUUCUUGCUUGAAACUGAACUGAAGUUGUUUAUUUUCUUGGAAUGCAAAUGGAACUAUUUUUGAAAUACUCGAAAUUUGAAUUUACUAUUGCCUAAUAUAAUGAAGCUAUGCAGUCCUGUGCCAGUACUUGUAGUUCCAUAGCAACUCUUUUCUUUAUGCUUAGCUUGAGGAGCUAUUUUUAAAAAUAAAAAAAUUGAAGGUUUU
Molecule: messenger RNA, 2484 nt
Organism: Sycon ciliatum
Lineage: Eukaryota; Metazoa; Porifera; Calcarea; Leucosolenida; Sycettidae
Product: POC1 centriolar protein homolog A-like
Exons: 17
Coding region: 274-1941 (555 amino acids)
Molecular function (GO): protein binding
Source: RefSeq, a predicted model, not a curated record